AUGUACUCAUUCAACACCGCCGCUCUCGUUGCCCUUGCUGGCUUCGCCGCCGUUGAGGCCGCCAUUGUCUCUCCCGCUCCUCAGCCUACCAUCGUCAAGAACGGCACCGUCACCAUCACCAGUGUGUACGAUGUCUACACCACUGUCUGCGCUGGUCCUACCAGCUUCCACCUUGGAGGCAAGGACUACGUCGUCACUGAGCCUUGCACUCUGACCAUCACUGACUGCCCUUGCACCGUCACUGAGACUCACCCCGCUGGCCCUACCUGGAUCCCUGGCAAGCCCUACCACCCUGCUCCCCCCAAGCCUGAGCACCCCUCCAAGCCCGAGCACCCCGUGGUUACCGCCAAGACCACCGGCCCUCAGGCUCCCGAGGCUACCAAGCCUGCCAAGGGUACGGAUGUCCCCGAGACUCCCGUCGUUGUUGCCGGCGCUGGUGCUGUUCAGGUCGGUCUCGGUCUGGCUGCCAUGCUCGGUCUCAUUGCUCUGUAA
This is a messenger RNA of Fusarium redolens, 492 nucleotides long. RefSeq lists its product as uncharacterized. Gene Ontology annotation, biological process: fungal-type cell wall organization. Gene Ontology annotation, molecular function: structural constituent of cell wall. Bases 1 to 492 code for a protein of 163 amino acids. The record is from RefSeq and is a predicted model, not a curated record. Gene Ontology annotation, cellular component: fungal-type cell wall. The transcript has a single exon. Lineage: Eukaryota; Fungi; Ascomycota; Sordariomycetes; Hypocreales; Nectriaceae.